Molecule: messenger RNA, 1662 nt
Organism: Babesia microti strain RI
Lineage: Eukaryota; Apicomplexa; Aconoidasida; Piroplasmida; Babesiidae
Product: sugar transporter, putative
Exons: 2
Coding region: 1-1662 (553 amino acids)
Biological process (GO): transmembrane transport
Cellular component (GO): membrane
Molecular function (GO): transmembrane transporter activity
Source: RefSeq, a predicted model, not a curated record
AUGUCUGAUAAGCACUUUUGCACAUCACAAGAAGCCAGUGCUUCCAUCAAAUCAGAUGAUGACACCAAUAAAUACACUAAUGAUGCCUUACAGACUGAAAUAGAUUUGAAUAUACAACGGGGGAACCAAUAUGGUAUAAUUGGCGAUCUAUAUGUGUUUAUAUUGAUCAUUCUUUUGGAGAUUUUCGUUAAUUAUGACGUGGGCUCCAUGGCCGUUAUGAUUAAUUUUGUUAAAGAACCUUACAAUUUUUCAGAGACAGAAUUGGGUAUUCUUGGUGCAUUGCCAUUUUUUGGAUUAAUAGUUAUUACUACAUUUUCUGGGAAACUGUUAUUACGAUUUAAAGCACAGUACCUAUGCUCUCUAGGUUUGAGCACUAACUUAGUAGCAAUUGUCAUCUUAGCAGUCGCCUUUCACAAAUCAUUAUUCUACAUUGGUCGGUUUACCAUUGGGAUUACCCAAGCAAUUUUUGUAAUCUACGCCCCAGUAUGGGUUGACACUUACUCCCCACUAAAAUAUCGCACUCUUUGGAUGGGUAUUUUACAGGGCUCUAUCAUUAUCGGCACUGUGUUUGGUUAUGGAAUAACUGCAAUGCUCGGAUCUUUCAGCUCUUGGGGCUGGAGAUAUUCACUUUGCAUCCAGGCUGUAGGCCUUUUUAUUCAGUUUGUUUUGUAUGUAAUACUUCCAGGCAACAAGGUUAAUUUACCCCUCCAUUUGGAAUUUGGUGACAGUAAGUUGAGUACAAUAAUGUCCAAUUCCGAAUUAUCACACAAUGGAACGAUCACUAGAGUUUCCAUGCCUAAUAUUGGGUCUGGAACUUGUGAAAAUCCACAUCGCAGACGAUUAUCAGAUGGUCAGAUUUAUGAAAAGUUUCACAGUCCAUCCAUACUAAGUAUUUCUCAGUAUAAAAUGCACCUUGGUAUCCAGAAUCAAUCAAAAUAUUUGAAUAGUUCAACUGAUGGAAUUGUUGAUAAACCUAAAGCCAUACUUGAGUCUUCAUGCACGUGUAAUGAUUUUUUUGCGCUUUUCAAAAAUGGCAUGUAUGUCCCAAUUGUAAUCACCUUAUGCGCUCUAUACUUCGAACUCACUGGUAUACAAUACUGGAUUACCUCAUAUCUAAUCCGCAUGUGCGAAGUUAGCGAGGUUCUGGUGUAUGUUGUCUUUUCUGUUACAGCUGUUACUUCCCCUACAUUUGGCGUACUUUUUGGUUCGGCAAUUGUGGAUUGUGUUGCUGGGUAUGAUGAAAAUUCGGUUAUGCGUAUAUUAUACAUUUCGUUCUUUUGGUCACUUUUAUGUCUGGGCUGUGGUAUUAUUGUGACAUUCUUCAAGCGCAACUUUUAUGUAUUGGUUACCAAUAUUUGGAUUGUGCUAUUUUUUGGCGGAUGUAUAGUUCCUCCAGCAAUGGUAUUGUCCAUCAAUUCGGUCGAACCCAGGUUACGAGCCUUAGCCUCAAGUGUUAGUGCUGCAAUGUACAAUAUUUUUGGUUAUAUGGCAGGAUCAAUACUACCUGGCUAUGUUGCUGAUAUCGUAGGGGACUUUACUGCUAUUAUCUAUGUUAUUUUUUUGUGGGCGGUUUUCGGCACCUUUGGAAUGUUUGUUUGUAUCUUAGUCAAACUCUACCAGAAGUCUAAGAAAAAUCAUAAUAACGCCAGUACAUGCGUAUGA